This is a messenger RNA of Cornus florida, 1056 nucleotides long. RefSeq names its product germin-like protein 9-3. The transcript has a single exon. Gene Ontology annotation, molecular function: manganese ion binding. Lineage: Eukaryota; Viridiplantae; Streptophyta; Magnoliopsida; Cornales; Cornaceae. The record is from RefSeq and is a predicted model, not a curated record. Gene Ontology annotation, cellular component: cell wall. Bases 439 to 1056 code for a protein of 205 amino acids.
AUGUGGAAUUGAUUUGAUUAAUCCUUGAGGCUUGUAUUAGGAAGAAAAUGAAUAUAAAAAUACAUAUAGGACACUCCUAGGCUGAAUUAUAGAUGCUGUCAAGAAAAAAAGCAAAAAAACAAAAUUUCAUGCCGAAUCCCUGGUGAUAAGUUCAAGGAUCCUGGAUUGUUCAGAGUUCAUUAUAAUUUCCUUCUUUAGCUGCCGGCAAUAGCCAGAAUUAUAGAUGCUGUCAAAAAAAAAAAAAAAAAACAAAAUUUCAUGCCGAAUCCCUGGUGAUAAGUUCUAGGAUUCUGGAUUGUGCAGAGUUCAUUAUAAUUUUCUUAUUUAGCUGCCGGCAAUAGCCAGCCAAUGGGUGUCCACGAGUUGAUCUUGUUACAAACUUACUACAAUGUUCAUCUGCUCUCUCUUUUUCUCCAUGAAAUUAGGUAAAUAAAUACUAUGGUGUUAAUGAAUUCCGGUAAUGCUUUCCUCUUGGUGGUAAUAGCUGCAUUUCUGAUUGUUGGAGAAGUCAAGACGGACUUUGUGCUCCCACCAAAUGUCACCAGAGUUGAUGCCGGCUUCUUCACCCACACUGCCAUGCGUGUACUUUUUGGGGCAGAGCCUCCAACAACAUUUGAAGUGAUGAAAGCAAGCAUGGAUGAAUUUCCAGCACUACGUGGCAAUAGUGUUUCAUAUGCUGUGCUGCAAUACCCUGCUGGUUCUGUCAACCCUGCUCACAAUCAUCCUCGCUCGUCUGAGCUCCUUUUCCUCCUCACAGGGUCCCUUGAAGUCGGUUUAGUUGACACGAGUAAUAAACUUCAUGUUCAAACGCUUCAAGCAGGGGAUAUGUUUGUGUUCUCUAAGGGGUUCAUUCACUACGAAUACAACAAUGGACAGGAUCCUGCUUUUGCUCUUUCCGCAUUUGGUAGUGCAAAUGCUGGAACCGUGUGUGUUCCUGGAAGUGUUUUUGCUACUGGAAUUAGGAAUGAUAUCCUUGCCAAGUCUUUUGAGAUCGAUGUCUCAACUGUUCAGAAGAUCAAAGGUGGUCUUGUACCCAAAGCCUAUAUUGAAAAUUAA